AUGUGUCACCUCCGCGUGUCUAACACUACUUCACCGCCUCUGCGCGCGUGUUGCGGCCCUUUCAUCCCAAAUCGACCUCCCAUUCUCCCUCGCCCUGGUAACCCCUUCCCCCCUUCUUCCCCCCACACCCCUCCUUUCCUCUCCCGCCUCGUCGGCGGCGUGCAUGGCGGCAGGCGGAAUGGACCUGCCGGCGAGCGAGGUGGAUCCGAAGACCGCGCUGGAGCACGGCCGCCGCCUCGUCGAGGUCAUGCUGCGCCCGCUGCUCGCGCACGCCAAAACCAAAAAGCUCGCCUUUCUUCCCUCCUCUCUGUCUGCCCUCUCCCGCGCGCGCGCCAGGUGCACUGCAACGCGUCCAUUGAGCGCAACGACCGCCGCGAGCUGGGGCUCUGCGCUGCUGCGCGCCGAGCCAAGGCGCAGCGCGUCUACAACGACUCUCACUGCCAUCCCUCUUGCCCCCCGCCUGCCUUUGCAUCUCACUUCUUGCCCUGUCUGGUGCUUUCUGGGCUGGUGUGGUUCGGUGCGGUGCAAUCCUGUGGCGGUACCAGGAAGCUGCUGGGGUGGUCGUCAUCAGCAUCAGCGCACUACGAGGCGGGCCUGCCGCCGUCAUGUCUGCUCGUGGUGGUGCAGGGCGCCAAGCAGCACCAGUCCCUACCGGGCUCGGGGGGAGAAGCGCCCUUCUUCGUCGUCUCCCCCAACGCCUUCAUCUUCUGUCGCUACAACGCUCCCACCGCCCCCGCCUCCGCCGCCCCCGCCUCCGCCGCCCCCGCCUCCGCCGGCCCGCUGUCAGGCUCCGCCACGCCCGACUCAGAGCACCUCUCCGCGCAGCACCCCAAUCCGCACCUCUCCGCGCAGCACCCCAAUCCGCACCUCAACGCGCCCUCGCUCCACGCGCCUGGGGCGCUCGCCAUGGCCGUGGCAGCAGGCGUGGGCACGAGAGCAGGCGCGGCGGGGGGCGCAGGGCACCGCGCGUCGCCGUCGCUGUCGCACGUGGAGGGCGCGCACGCGCUGCUGUCGCCGCAGCACGCGCGCUCGUCCAGCGCGCGCUUCUCCCCCGCGCAGGUCGCGCUGAAUUCCGCCUCGCCUGCAGGGCCGGGCGCCGUGCGGGAAGCAUGGUCGCAGGGCGCGUCGCCCAUGGUGCCGCGCGGGGGCGUGGGAGGGGCGGGGCUGGGGCCGGGGAUGGGAGCAGGGGCAGGCGGAGGCGCCAGGUUAGCAGGGACGGGCAGCCACAGCGGCGGCUUCCCUGCGGUUGCCUUGGCGGGUGCAGGGGGCGCUGCAGCGGGCGCGUGUGAUGCGCCGCCACCCCUGUGCGCGGGGGAGUGCGGGGGAGGUGGGGCGUGUGUGGGGAACGGGGGGAAGGCGGUGGGCGUAGGGGCGGAGCAGCUGCGGCCGGGGGUGAUUUACUCGUCUGUGGAGGGCAGCAGUGAGGCGCCGGGCAGGCCGGGCAGCAGCAGCGGCAGCACGGCGUUCCCAGGGGAGCUCAACGCCUCCGCGCUCUCCUCUCUGCAGGUGCACCCCCUCUCCCCGCUAUCAGCGCCCUCUCUGCUUACGUGCACUCCUCUCCAUCCCAUGCUGUGUGGCCGCAGCAUGCCCCUGGGCGUCUUGUUCCUCGAUGCUGCCGCCGCUCUCCCCUCACAUCAAACCCGCCCUGCUCACCUGCGCUUCCCCCCUGCCUCCGCGCCCCUCAACUCUCCCGCUCUUUCUUCUCUUUUCCGUGGGAAUGUGGCAUGUGGUGUGGCCAUGAUGCCGGUGGACGCGUCCACGGGGCACACGUCACUCGCCGCCUCCGCCCUCUCCUCCAUGGAGGUCCCCACCCUCUCUGCUGACUACUGCCCCCCUGGUGUCGCAGCAGCAGCCAUUGCGGAGACUCUCGCCAUGCACCACCACCACCACGCGCACCACCACCACGCGCACCACCACUCACUGCUGCCCUCGCCCGCCCCGUCCCACCUGUCGUCCGCCUCCCCCAUGGACGAGAACGACUACCACCGCAGCCUCUCCGACGCCGCCCGCCACAAGCCGGGCCUGCCGCCCACACGCGUGACGGGCAGGGACGCAGUGGGCGGCGUGGUGGGCAAGGGGGGGCUGCGGGAGGCACUGCGGUCGAGCAGCGCCAGCGCCAUGCCGCUGGACGCCGCUGCUGCCGCCGCCGCCGCUGCCGCGCUCGCCUUCUCCACGGCGUCCCCCGCGUCCACCGGCCGCCUCGCCCCUCCCCUCCACGCCGGCCGCGACAGCCCCGGCGGGCGUCGCGUGGCCUUCUGCGUGGCGCCGCACGGCGCUGCUGCUGCGGGCCGGCAAGGGGGUGAGGGGGGCGCGCACAUGGGGGAGGCCGGGGCGGGCAGGGAGAUGGAGGGCAACGGCGGUGCAGGUGGGGGCGGGGGCGGGGGCGGGGGUGGGGGCGGGGGGGGCAUGCGGUCGCUGCUGGCGGACGAGCUGGCGCUGCUGGAUGAGGAGGAGGAGGCCACUGGGGGCGGGGAGGAGCGGUGGGAGGGCAAAGCCGUGAGCAGCAAUAGAGCAGCAGAGGCGGGUGCGGACGCACGUGGCAAUGACAACAAUUUCAUUGCCAUUCCCUGCGAAUCUUCUUACCUCUCCCAUUUGCCCCACCGCGCCCCAACCCCUCGCUCUCUCUCCCUGUAUGACCGCUGCUGCGAGCAGCGCUUCCUCUCACAGCAGCUGCGCGCGCUGCAGCUCAGUGGCCCGCAGACCAUGCUCUCCGCCGACUCACCCGCCUCCACACUGCUGCCCGCAGAUGCAGCACAGGCGGGGGCGGCAGGGGCGGAGGCAGGGAGGAUGGUGGCGGAGAUGGAGCCGCCGGGACAGGUGGGGGGCGCGCCCAGCAACCGCUUCUCCUCACGCUUCUCCUCCUCCCGCCCCGCCGCCUCCGCCGCCGUCUCCUCACUGCUGCCGCCCGUCGCGGGCGGCUUCAGCACGGGCGGCGGGAGCAGUGCACAGAACGCGGGGGCGCACAGCAUGGGGCAGAUCGACCUGCGCGGGCUGGGGGCGGGCGGCGACGGGUUCGACUGCCGGCUCUUCACACCCAAGCAGCUGGAGAAGGCCACUCGCGGGUACGCACGGGAGAACCUGCUGGGGCGCGGGUCGUUUGGGUACGUGUUCAAGGGCGAGAUGCUGGGGUGCAAGGUGGCGGUGAAGCGGCUGGAGGGGCAGGGGUGGCAGGGGCCGGACGAGUUCCGCAUGGAGGUGGAGGUGCUGUCGCGCAUGCGCCACCCCAACAUCGUGCUGCUCAUGGGCUGCUGCGUCGAGGAAAUGGCCCUCAUCUACGAGUUCCUCUCGGGCGGCACGCUACAGGACAAGCUCGGCCCGCCAAAGACGCCCGACGCCGUGCCUCUGUCGUGGGUGGACCGGCUGAGAAUCUUCUCGGAGAUCUCGUCAGCGCUGCUGUACCUGCACCAGAACGAGCCGCCCAUCGUGCACCGCGACUUAAAGCCCGACAACAUCCUGCUGGACGGGCACAUGAUGAGCAAGAUCGGGGACGUGGGGCUGGCGCGCCUGCUGUGCGCCGAUGACGUCAUGACCAUGAAGGUGCGCGGCACGGCGGGGUACAUCGACCCCGAGGAGGUGGAGACGUGUGAGAUCAGCGUGCUCUCUGACAUCUACGCGCUGGGGCUCAUCCUGCUGCAGCUGCUCACGGGGCAGCGCAGCGUCAAGGCCGUUCACCGCAUGCUCGCCGACUGCACCGCCCGCCCCGCCAGGCCCGGGCAGCACCGGGCGGCGGCGGGUGCGGAGAUGGUGCUGCAGUACCUGGACACGGCGGCGGGCGACUGGCGGCUGGACCUGGCGGAGCAGGUGGCGGCGCUGGCACUGCGCUGCGCUGAGCGGCGGAGGGAGAACCGGCCGGACCUGGCGGAGGAGAUCCACCCCACGCUCGUGCGCGUGGCGGCCGAGGCCAGCGCGGAGGAGCGCCGGCGCAAGAAGCGUAUCGACUCGCAAUUCAUCUGCCCCAUCUCCAAGGUGCGACUCGCAGUUCAUCUGCCCCAUCUCCACGGUGCGUAUCCCCUGGGGCACAGGUUUGUUGGAUUGGUAUUCGCACGGUUCAUCUGCCGUUCAGUGGCAGGCAAAGCGUGUGCGUGUGCGUGGCUUGAGAUAAUGAAGGACCCGGUUGUGGCGGCGGACGGCUUCACAUAUGAGCGGCAGCACAUCACCACGUGGAUGGGCUCCUCAUCGCUCUCCCCCGCCACGGGGCAGCCCCUCCCCCACACGUGCCUGACGCCCAACAACGUGCUCAAGAACCUCAUCGCCUCGCACAAGUUCCACUGA
Molecule: messenger RNA, 4272 nt
Organism: Closterium sp. Naga37s-1
Lineage: Eukaryota; Viridiplantae; Streptophyta; Zygnematophyceae; Desmidiales; Closteriaceae
Source: the annotation of a GenBank genome assembly